AGAGAGCUGAGGAAUCCAAACAUGGAAAUACUAUUUAAUACUAGUAUUUUUGGUGGAUGGCAACACAAGAAAGCAAAAGAAACUGAUGCAGUUUUUUGGAUGCUGGAUGAAGAGAAAGCUAAAGAAACAGGUAGAAGACAGGAGAGCGGAGAGCAAGAUAGCUGGGUGGGGCCGAUAGUGCUGAGUGAGACUGAUCUCUGUUCAUUCUCUUGGCUGGUAGUCAGUGUGCGUGUGUGCCCACUAUAGGAUCAUGGUCAGGAUGGCAGCAUGGGCAGAGCCGGGCAGCGUUUGCCAGUGUGCCAGGGACAGAGGGGCAAGCCUAUUGAGAAGCAGUGUGAUGGACACAAUGGGUGCGACAGACUUGCUGCAUCAACAGGCUUUUUGCUGCUGUGGCCAGAAAUAAACCAUAAAUACCCCUACUGGCCUCCACCGACUGCUCGCCAGGCCUCCACACCCACACACACCCUCACACUGAGACAGGCAGAAAAGAGCGAGAAAAAGAAAGAGGAAAGACGGAGAGCGUGGCUUGUACGUGGUGCAGUGAAGCACAAGCCAUCCAGAGGGAAAAUGACAGAACAGCAGGGAACCCCUGACCAGCUGCCUGCAGAGAAGGGCCAAGGAGGUGCUGGAGCCACAUACAAGUUGGCCGUUUUUGAGUUCGAGAAUUUCCGUGGAACGAAGGUGGAGUUGUCUGGUGAAUGUAAAGAUGUGCUGGAGAAGAUGCAGCGAGUCGGCUCAGUCAUUGUGGAGUCAGGACCGUGGGUGGGAUUUGAGCGUCCAGGUUUUGCAGGAGAGCAGUUUGUGCUCGAGAAAGGGGAGUAUCCUCGCUGGAGCGCUUGGACAAACUGCCAGAGUACCUACAACUUGACCUCAUUCAGGCCUCUGAAAGUGGACAGUGCAGAUCACAAGCUGUGCCUGUUUGAGAACGCAGCCUUUGAAGGCAGAAAGAUGGAGAUUGUUGAUGAUGAUGUCCCCAGUCUGUGGGCUUAUGGUUUCCAGGACCGCGUGGCCAGUGCUAAGGCUAUCAGUGGAGCAUGGGUGGGAUACAUGUAUCCAGGCUACAGAGGGAGUCAGUAUGUGUUUGAGCAUGGAGACUUCAAGCACUGGAAUGAUUGGGGAGCCACUGCACCUCAGAUCCAGUCCGUCCGACGUGUGCGGGACAUGCAGUGGCACAAGAAAGGGUGCUAUAUUGCCCCUGCCCCUGCCCCUACACCUCCCAAUCCCAAUCCCGACCCCAACCCCGCUCCUGCUCCUGCUCCUGCUCCUGCGCCUGUGCCUGCUCCUGCGCCUGCUCCUGCUCCUGCUCCUGCCCCUGCCCCUGCCCCUGCUCCCAAAUCCCAAACUCAACCGCAAUCUUAACACCACACCUCCAGCACCUCCUACAGCAACUGGGGCAAGAUACAGGCAGCCAGCCACUGCCCAGUCUCUCCACCAAACCCCCACUUAGUUUAGGUUAUCAGACCAUGCAAUUUUGGAAAACUGGAACAGACAAUAAUGAAACAUGCAUCUCUGCUGGAAAUAAAGGUUUUGGCCCUGA
Messenger RNA from Lates calcarifer (barramundi perch), 1537 nucleotides. RefSeq names its product beta-crystallin B3. The record is from RefSeq and is a predicted model, not a curated record. Bases 268 to 1359 code for a protein of 363 amino acids. Gene Ontology annotation, molecular function: structural constituent of eye lens. NCBI's taxonomy places the organism in Eukaryota, Metazoa, Chordata, Actinopteri, Centropomidae. Gene Ontology annotation, biological process: lens development in camera-type eye; visual perception. The transcript is spliced from 6 exons.